GCACACCCUCCCUCAUCGUUCCUCCACACAACUUUCUCUGGUCUCUUUGGCCUAUUUUUGGACCAAAGCUCUUCAUCAAUCCUCUUUCUUCUCCAUGGCCACGGCUGAGGUUCAAGCUGCGGCUAAUGCGUUGCCAGAGGAGACCGUAGAGACCCAACCAACUGAAAAAAAAGAAGCAGCGGCAGCAAAUGAAGAAGUGGCUGAGGUGGAAACAACAAAGGUGGAGGCGGCAGCUGAUGCUGUGACCGAGAAGGUUGAUACUCCUGUAGUGGAGGUUGAUGAGCCAAAGGAGGAGACAGAAGCAGCGUCUGAGAUAGCGGCAGAAGAGGUGGCUCAAGAUGUGAUGCCGGAGCCACCGAAAACCGAUGUCCCGGCCGAGACAGACAUCACCGGUGAUGCACCGGUGGGUCCUGGAGAAGAAGACACCAAAGAAGUGGCAGUGGAGGUUGAGCCAAAGGCUGAGGAGAAGGAAGAAGAGUUGGCUCAGGAGGAGACACCUGAACCGCUGCCCGCUGAUGUGCCAGUGGAGACUAUCGUCAGCGGUGAGGCACCGGAGGCUCCUGCAGUGGAGGAGGAGGAGGAGGAGAUCACUGUGAAGCAGGUCGAAGAGGAAGCUACAGCUGCAUGAAAGGAGUGAGGAGUUAACCAGUACAUUGCAUGUGGUUUGCAUGGCUAUGCGCCUGAGAUAUGGAUUGCCUGUUGGAUCAUGAGAAGAAUGAGCAAUAAAAUUGGUUAGCCGUCUGCUACCCCAAAAACAAAAAAGCUUCUCCUCCUGAAUUCUAAACUC
This is a messenger RNA of Musa acuminata subsp. malaccensis (wild Malaysian banana), 787 nucleotides long. RefSeq lists its product as uncharacterized. The record is from RefSeq and is a predicted model, not a curated record. NCBI's taxonomy places the organism in Eukaryota, Viridiplantae, Streptophyta, Magnoliopsida, Zingiberales, Musaceae.